Messenger RNA from Lingula anatina, 2653 nucleotides. RefSeq lists its product as uncharacterized. The record is from RefSeq and is a predicted model, not a curated record. Gene Ontology annotation, molecular function: carbohydrate binding. Lineage: Eukaryota; Metazoa; Brachiopoda; Lingulata; Lingulida; Lingulidae.
CACACUGUCUUUUCUUCAGUCAACUGCUUAUUCAUUCCACUGGUGACUGGAACAACAUAGAGCUAAUGUUUCUAUGACAUGAACGGGGAGGCAGGCAAAUGCAGGUAGAUUAGACCCGAGUGGCGGUGGUGGUGGUGGUAAGAAACCUCACCAUACUAAAGAACUUUGAGGAUUUCUGGAGACUGGAGCACCUUGGGAAAUUAUGCUAUUGCUGUGGUUUAUGGGGUUUUUCACAUUUGUUGUUGUUGUUCAUGGUCAACACCAGCAUGCGUCUAACAUCAAAGUGAUAACCAGAUCACGGUGUUUUGGCAUUGUUCCACCCCACAUGAAGCUGGAGUGCACGGAUCCCAAACAUUUCAUGCGCGUCAUCUCUGCCGUGUACGGUCUCAGCAGUGACACAGCAUGUGGGGACCUGUGCUGUCCCCAAGUCAACGACUGCCAGGUCCCAGUAAAUAUGAGUCGUCCAGAGACCCAUAACCAAAUCUUUGGUCAGUGCUCUGGCCAACAAGAGUGCAUAGUGUUGGUAGAGCAAGCGUCUCUGUGGUCAGCUCCCUGUGGCAGGGGAAAGUACAGUAACUACUUACAAGUCAAAUAUGAGUGUGUGAAAGCUGAAAUAACAACCCAAUCCAAUUGCUAUGGAGAACCAUCUGGCACGAUGCAUCUUUAUUGUGAGAAGGGGACUUUCAUCAACAUCAAAGAUGCCGUUUAUGGACGUAGCAAUCGCACACCCUGUGCAAGGCGUUGCUGUCCUGCCGAGACCGACUGUGUAGAGAAGCUGCUGGAAAAGACCCCUCCCCUGUAUACGGCCAUCUUGGGUCAAUGUCUGGGCAGGGCAGAGUGCACCAUUCCAGUGGACAAGAUUUCUGGGAUGUGUGGAAAUCAGUUUCAUGUCAGCACCUAUGUAAAUGUGACUUAUGAGUGUGUACCAGUUAGUAUUGUCAAUGAGGUCUGCAUGGAGGGGAACAAUGCCAUUGAUGUGGGCUACAUCCAAAGUGAGGGCUACCCGGCAGAGGUGCCAGGAAACAACCUACGUUCCUGCGAGUGCCGACUCUCCACAGCCAAGAACAGUUCAAUCACCAUACGUGCUGUUGACAUCAAUAUGUACAGUGGACCAGGCUGCAGAGAGCAUCAAGAGUUGGCCAUGUUUACGAAAACUGACCAAGCAGCCUACAGCUGUCAACACAUCACAGAUACCAUACUGUACAAUGGACCAGCAAAUGAACUGAAUAUGAAAUUUGUGAACACGUUGUUUAGCAAUGAAGGGAAAUUUUGGCUAGAAUACAGUGCAUCUUGGGGGACUGUGACAGUCAACUGCACCUCUGCAAUCUCCAUUACCACCACAACCACCCUCACCCCACCAGUGACACAACCUAUGGUGAAAGUUGACCCUGGCUCCAGCAUCAGAUCUAUCCUUAUAGUACCAGACCCCAACACAAAAGGUGGCGACACUGGUGACCAAAGCCAAGAAGAACCCUGGAGGUACCAAUCACGAUGUUUUGGAAAGAGUCCACCACACAUGGAGCUCACAUGUUCAGAACCAAAAACUUUUAUCAAGAUUCAAGCUGCAGUAUAUGGACUGAACACAAAUGACCGAUGCAAUGACAUCUGUUGCCCCAGCAACAAUGACUGCCAAGUCCACGUAAAUGCCAGCCGUCCCGAGUCCUACAAACAGAUUGUAGACCAGUGUUCUGGUCAGACGCACUGUAUUGUGUUGGUAGAGCAAGGGGAACUAUGGACUGCGGAGUGUGGCAGAGGGAAAUACAGCAAUUAUCUUAUGGUUGCUUACCAAUGCGUCAAAGCCAAGGUCACAACCAUCUCUAAGUGCUAUGGUGAGUAUCCUCCAGAGAUGAACCUGUUCUGUGACAUUGGUACCUACAUCCAUAUUAGAGAUGCCAUAUUUGGAAGAAGUGACUACAAACCGUGCCCUCGCCGCUGCUGUCCUCGAGAGGAUGACUGUGCAGAGAAAGUGCGCACCAGAAAUCCAGGCCUGUAUACUGCCAUACUGGGUCAGUGUUUGGGUAGAACACAGUGUAGUAUACCUGUGGAACGGCUGCAUGGGACCUGUGGAAGCGAGUUCUACAACAGUAACUACAUGAACAUCACCUACCAGUGUGUCCCAGUGAGUAUUGUUAACGACUUCUGCUCCAAAGAGGACAACAUGCUAGAUCAAGGCUACAUCAUGAGUGAGAAGUAUCCUACAAAGAUCCCAGGGAAUAACCUCCGCCAAUGUAAAUGUGUUCUUACUGCCCCACCUGCUGCCACCAUAGCUGUCCGCGCCAUUGACUUUAGUCCUUACAAUGGCACACGGUGUCAAGACCUGCAAACGCUGACAUUUGAAGAGCAAAGAAAACCCUCUAGCAGCUUUUCAUGUGAACACAGAGUAGAUUUCUGGAUGUACAACUCCACACGCAAUCAAGUCAAUGUGACUUUCCUGAACACUUUACUUGGAAAUGUGGGCCAAUUCUGGUUAGAGUACACAGCCUCUUCUGGAAAUGUCACACUGAACUGCACUGAACCAGUGGGAGUCACCACCCCAAAACCUGGAGCAACAACCAUACCUACUACACAAAAGGUCACACAGCCCUACAGAUAUAGAAAUCCAGAUGAAAGCAAUACCCCGCGCCCAACAGACACAGGCAAGAUGAUUUCUUGA